CCGGUUUUUAGGGCAGGCUGAUGGUGGAGCAAGGUGUCCCCGGGAAGCGAGGGCAGACGAGAGGCCGGGGCUGAGCAGGACAGUGCGGGGCGGAGGCCUGGACGGGCGAGGAGACCGAGCUGUGGAGGAGUGAGAGGUGAUGUCUCUGCACCCCCUGCCUGGGAAGAGGCCGCAGCGUUCCCCGGAGGAUGUUCGUGUGUGAGAGGAGGGCGUCCUGAGGAGGGGUGUGGCGGUGACCACUUCUGAUAGGAGACAUGGAGGACAAGAGGAACAUCCAGAUCAUAGAGUGGGAGCACCUGGACAAGAAGAAGUUCUACGUGUUCGGGGUGUGCAUGACGAUGAUCAUCCGGGUCAGCGUUUACCCCUUCACUCUCAUCCGGACGCGGCUUCAGGUCCAGAAGGGUAAGAGCCUCUACAACGGGACGUUUGACGCUUUUGUGAAGAUCCUGAGGUCGGAGGGGGCGGCCGGACUUUACCGCGGCUUCCUGGUCAACACGUUCACCCUGAUCUCCGGCCAGUGCUACGUCACCACCUACGAGCUCACCCGUAAAUACGUGUCACGUUACAGCAGCAGCAACACUGUGAAGUCGCUGGUGGCGGGCGGCUCGGCGUCAUUGGUGGCCCAGAGCAUCACCGUGCCCAUCGACGUCAUAUCUCAGCACCUCAUGAUGCAGCGGGUGGGACGGAGUAUGGGGCGCUUCCGUGUACAGGUCUCCGAGCAGAAACAGACUGUGAUGUUUGGACAGACCAAGGACAUCAUCCUCCAGAUCUUCAAAGCCGAUGGUCUGAAGGGGUUUUACAGAGGUUACGUGGCCUCCCUGCUCACCUACAUCCCAAACAGCGCCGUCUGGUGGCCGUUCUACCACUUCUAUGCAGAACAAUUAUCCAGCCUGUCACCCAAGGACUGUCCUCACCUCCUGCUGCAGGCCAUCUCAGGCCCACUAGCUGCUGCCACAGCCUCCACCAUCACCAACCCGAUGGAUGUCAUAAGAGCCCGAGUGCAGGUGGAAGGGAAAACCUCUAUUAUAAGCACGUUUCGGCAGCUGAUGGUUGAGGAGGGCCCCUGGGGUCUGACCAAAGGCCUCUCCGCUCGGAUUAUCUCGUCCACACCCUCCACCAUUGUUAUAGUUAUAGGCUAUGAGACUUUGAAAAAGUUAAGCCUGCGUCCUGAACUGGUGGACUCUAGACACUGGUGAUGGUGGUACCUACAGAGGGUACUGUGUCUAUAUACUUGGAUGGAGCGCACGAGUCCGGAGUAUGGAUUUGCGAUACUGUUGAGAUUCCACUGGAGUGUACACUACGUGUGUAUAUAUUUAUUAUGUGUAAUGUGCACAAGGAUCGUGUAUUGUACAUUCAGGAUAAGGGGGCGCUCCGUCUUAUCCAGAAAACCACUUCUUCUUCUUCUUCUGCACUGGGUUCUACUGGGAUUUCAGCCUCCACCAGCGUCUAUUCUGUAUUUUUUCCAGUAUGGUUCCUGAAAUUUCGUGGAUGAUGGCGAAUUCUCCGUCACCACCCUGGGGGAUUCUGGGAUAUGGGAGAAGUAAUGGCCUGCUCUGCAAUUUUUUUAUUUUUUUUUUUUUUUUUUUUUUUUAAAUGAUAAACUAUUUUUAUGUUUUUAGAAUUGCCUAUAGAUUUUUAUACCGAGCUCUAUUUGAGUUUUAUUAAAUUUUUAUGUGAUUGCCAAAUCUGGGGGCGAGUUUACGCAUGUAAGAAGUCUACGAGGGUUUUUUUUUUUUUUUUUAAUUUCUAUUUUCAUUUUUUUAUUUUAUUUUUCAUUUAAUUUUCCUUUUCAAUUUUUCAUUUUAUUUUAGUUUUUGGCUGCUAGUUU
Messenger RNA from Bufo bufo (common toad), 1828 nucleotides. It is a transcript of the gene SLC25A44, whose product is annotated as solute carrier family 25 member 44. Lineage: Eukaryota; Metazoa; Chordata; Amphibia; Anura; Bufonidae. Gene Ontology annotation, cellular component: mitochondrion. The record is from RefSeq and is a predicted model, not a curated record. The coding region runs from base 255 to 1196 and encodes 313 amino acids. Gene Ontology annotation, biological process: branched-chain amino acid catabolic process. The transcript has 5 exons. Gene Ontology annotation, molecular function: branched-chain amino acid transmembrane transporter activity.